Sorghum bicolor (sorghum) is the source of this 2167-nucleotide messenger RNA. RefSeq names its product DEAD-box ATP-dependent RNA helicase 1. Gene Ontology annotation, molecular function: nucleic acid binding; ATP binding. The record is from RefSeq and is a predicted model, not a curated record. Bases 212 to 1771 code for a protein of 519 amino acids. NCBI's taxonomy places the organism in Eukaryota, Viridiplantae, Streptophyta, Magnoliopsida, Poales, Poaceae. Gene Ontology annotation, cellular component: nucleus. The transcript has 10 exons.
CAACUGAAAGAAGCCCACCGGCCCACCAACUACGGCCCGUUCUGAGCCCUAGUUUGCCGCAACGCCGCCACCAAUUCGCGGCUCUCGUCGCCGUCGAAGAGUCGCAGCCACCUCCCCGUCCCCCGCGCGCGCCGCCUAUCACCUGUGCUCCUCGCCGGCUUCGACUCCUCCUCCGAUUUGUCAUAGCCACCUGAGGUGGGUUCAGUCGCUGAUGGUGGCCAUGGUGAGGAAGGACGAGGAAGAGGGGCCGGCGGACCGCGUGCCACACCUGCCGUGGAUGCGGUGCCCCGUCGACAUCGACACCUUCUCCGGCUGUCCCGUCACACAGCUCCCCCGUCUCGACCCGAGACUGGCAGAGGCUUUGCAGAGAAUGGGAAUUGAAUCGUUUUUCCCGGUUCAAGAAGCAGCUUGGCUGGAAACAAUUGGUCCUGGUGCUUUUGAGAGGGAUAUCUGUAUCAACUCCCCAACUGGAUCUGGCAAAACUCUUGCUUAUGCCCUACCUAUUGUGCAAAUGCUCUGCAAACGGAAAGUAAGGUGCUUACGAGCUUUGGUUGUGCUUCCUACACGCGAUUUAGCCUUGCAGGUUAAAGAGGUUUUUGAUGCUAUUGCUCCUGUGGUGGGCUUGUCAGUAGGUUCAGCAGUUGGUCAAUCAUCAAUAGCAGAUGAAGUUUCUAGACUUGUCCAGAAGCCCAAACAAGAGUUUUACCCAACUAUUGACGAAGAAUAUGUCCAAAUGGAACCACAGACUAAAAUUGAUAUAUUGGUGGCAACCCCUGGAAGACUGAUGGAUCACAUUAACAUGACAAAUGGUUUCAGUCUGGAGCAUCUUCAGUACCUGGUCAUUGAUGAGACUGACAGAAUGUUAAGAGAGGCUUAUCAAUCCUGGUUGCCAACAGUGAUCCAACUUACACACUCAAUUGGCCAAGACCAUUCCUGGCAUGACAUUGAUGGGAAAACUCUACUUCAUCCAUUGACUACUAUUAGAAGAUCGGGUGUGGAGCGUGGGUUUAAAGGUAAAUGCUAUCCAAGAUUGGCGAAGAUAGUUUUGUCUGCUACACUGACUCAAGAUCCUAGCAAGCUAUCACAACUCGAAUUGCACCAUCCCUUGUUGUUGAAUAGUGGGAAGAAGCGUUAUAGAAUUCCUACAAAACUUGAGUCCUACAAACUGAUCUGUAAAUCAAACUUAAAACCACUCUCUCUCAUCGUUCUUCUCCAAGAACUGCAAGGGAAUAAGUGCUUAGUUUUUACCUCAUCUGUGGAAUCAAGUCACAGACUAAGCACUUUACUGUGUUUUUUUGAAAACUUACCCUUUAAAUUCAGUGAAUAUUCACGCUUGCAGCGUGAAUCUACUCGAAGAAAGACACUGGAGGCCUUCAAGGAAGGAAAAAUCGAUGUUCUAAUUGGCACGGAUAGAAUGGCUCGUGGAAUACAUAUUGAUGGUUUAAGAUAUGUUAUCAAUUAUGAUAUGCCACCAUAUGUGAAAACAUAUAUACAUCGAGCGGGUCGGACUGCUAGAGCAGGGGAAUCUGGUUCCUGCUUCACCUUCUUAAGAAAGCAUGAGGUUAAAACUUUUGACAAAAUGCUCAAGAAGGCAGACAAUGCUAGCUGCAGUCUUCAUUCAUUGCCUGAGGAAUCAAUAGAAACACUUCGUCCAACUUUCUCCAGUGCUCUGAGGAAACUGGAAGAAUCACUGGAAUCAGAAGCAGCAAAGAAAUCUAAUUUAGGAGAUAAAAUGCCAGGUGCUUCUAAACGGAAGAGAUCAAAUCAGUAAUGAAAGCAAUAGUGCUUUAGUUCUAACGUCUUGACAUUACACCUGCAUUUUCUACAGAGUAUUGGGAAGAAAUGUGAGGAGGCAAUUGAGUCCCAGUUCAAAGCAGCUAGAAUGGGACAUGUUAAACCUACAAUUUGAAGCAUGCUUGGCUUUUGUUAGUCAAAUUUGAGCCUGGUUAUUCUGGCCUGGGCUUGAAAAUUUGAGCCAAAUAUUUGGUCAACCAUUUUACUUGUUAAUUUAAUCAACCCUUAGAAGUUAGAUCAAAUAGAGUUCUGUUAAUUUUCUGCUUUCUUUAUUUGUUUGUAUCUCUUAUAAGGUAUUACAGUUCAGACAUUUUGUUCUCCACUAACAAAAUAUGGUUUUAUAUGGUAUUGUUGCUUGACUGAAGUCAUGUUA